CCUGAAAUGGCUCCGCAGCAACAAGUUCCCCAGGAAAUUGCGUACAGCCCACUGGUCGCGUUCGGGGCCUGCUCCGUCCCCGGUCACACCGAUCCGAGCAGACACUUAACCAGUCCAUUAGUACAACCAAGGAGAUAGCAGACUGCAGAUGCUGGAAUGUGGAGCAAAAUACAAACCUCUGGAAGAACUCAUUGGGUCGAUCAGCAUCUGUGAAGGCAAAGGGAUAGUAGACGGUUCGGGUCGAGACUCUGCAUCAGGAUUGAGAGUGCAGAGGGGAGAUGACCAGUAUAAAGGGGUGAGGCAGGGGCUGGCAGGCGAUAGGUGGAACCAGCUUGAUGAAGGUUUACAACAUUGACCUCAUGCAUCUAUUGUGACAACGUGACUCACUAGCAUGUUCCAUCAUCACUGUAGAAGAAAUCCAGAACUGCAGCAAGAACUGCAAAUCCAAAAUGCUGUUGCAGCUGGCGAUGUUCAUACUGUGCGCAAGAUGUUGGAGCAAGGCUAUUCUCCUAAUGGUCGAGAUGCUAAUGGAUGGACACUACUCCAUUUCUCUGCAGCUAGAGGCAAGGAAAGAUGUGUUCGAGUGUUUUUAGAGCACGGAGCUGAUCCCACUGUUAAAGAUUUAAUUGGAGGCUUCACUGCUUUGCAUUAUGCAGCCAUGCAUGGCCGAGCACGGAUUGCACGGUUGAUGUUGGAAUCCGAACACAGACCUGAUAUUAUUAAUGCUAAAAGCAAUGACGGAUGGACUCCUCUCCAUGUGGCUGCCCAUUAUGGCAGGGACUCGUUUGUCAAACUUUUGCUGGAAUUUAAAGCUGAAGUUGACCCACUCAGCGACAAAGGCACGACACCACUUCAGUUGGCCAUUAUCAGAGAACGUUCGAGCUGCGUGAAAAUCCUUUUGGACCACAAUGCCAACAUUGAUAUUCAGAAUGGUUUCCUGUUGCGAUAUGCAGUGAUCAAAAGCAAUCACUCGUACUGUCGAAUGUUCCUUCAAAGAGGGGCAGACACAAAUCUUGGGCGGUUGGAGGAUGGACAAACCCCAUUACAUUUAUCUGCGCUGAAAGAUGAUGUGCUUUGUGCAAGGAUGUUACAUAACUAUGGUGCAGAUUGUAAUACGAGGAACUAUGAGGGACAGACGCCACUGGCUGUCUCUGUUAGUCUAUCUGGAACUAGCAGACCCUGCCUGGAUUUCUUGCAGGAAGUUACAAGACAGCCUAGAAAUUUACAGGAUCUGUGCCGAAUUAAAAUCCGACAAUGUAUAGGCUUGCAGAAUUUGAAAGGACUGGAGUCACUCCCUCUUGCAAAAGUUAUGAAAGACUAUUUGAAGCACAAGUUUGAUGACAUCUGAAUGUUAAAAUUUGAAGUCUUGAGGGUUUGCAGUAGGCACGGCCUUGCCCCAAGUACAUUCUAUGCAAUUCCCAAUUUGAUGAAAUUUAAAAUCAAUGCGGGUGUCCGUACCUCUCUGAAUUUAAGAAUUUAUUUGUCAUAAUAGGUCCACUCCAGGAGAAUCUGUGUUCACUUCCAAACAAAAGUUCUGAACUAACAUACUUAACUGUUUGAUUUGGCAAAAUUCAAAAAAUUCAUUAUUUCCUCCCUUCCAAUUUGACCUUUUUAGCAAAUGCUCAUUGUUUUAACAUAUUAAUGAUAAAAAUUACUCAACUGGAACAAGUGACAUUUGAAUGAUAGUGGUCAUGAAAUAAAUUCUGUUUUGGAAAAUAUUUGGUGCACCUGUAAAUUUGUAUCAAGAUUGACCUAAAUCAAAUUUGAAAUCUGAAACAAAAGUGGAAGAAAGGUCGAUCAACAUCUACAUAAAUAAUGUACACUUGACGCUUGUUCAGUAAAAGGGAAAAUUGAGAGGGAAAUCAACAAACUUGAGGAAAUAGUGUAUUGAAUGAAUGAUGCAUCAGAUCAUUUCAGUCAUUCAAACAAAAAUUUGAAAGGCUGCGUGAAUAACUGAGGCAGUUGGGAAGCUUAAGGAAAAGUUAUGGGAGGUAUCACUUGACCAAGAUAAUCUUUUUCUUCAUCCAUUGAUACUUUUCUCUUUGCCCUUCCUUCUACCCUCAACUCCACCUUUUGUAUUUGCAUGUUUAUCCAUGAAUUUGUAUUCUGCUCUUUAAAAAAAGAAUUCAAGUUGUGGCAGUGUAUGCUCUCCACAGAUGCAGACUGCUACACGAUUUCUCCUUCUGAUGCCACCACAGGUUAUUGUUUUUACAUAAGAUUCAAAAAUUAAAGGUGCCAUUGCAAUUUGGACUUUUAUUACAAUACUUUCCAUACCUUUUUUUUCCUUUUAGACUGAUCCCAAAACUGCUUAUGUUCUUCACUUCUCUGUGAUAAAGUCUAUGGUGCUUUAACAAUGCUGGUCACAUGCUGGAAUACAUUAGAAUAUUGGGGGAUGGAGAAGAGAUGACAAGUCAGUGUAUCAUAAUCAGAUUUUCAUAUAAUAAAUAUGUCUUCACUCAGUGUUGUUCUGUCCUUGGUGCCCUCUCAUCAAUUUGUGCUUUUUACUAGCGUACCUGUUAUCUUUGCCCUCAAGUUGUGAUGCACUGGAAUUGGCACUUUCACUUUUCUGUCAAUGACAGGGACUCAUUAGCUUGACCUACAUUGUAGGCUUAGCUUGUCCAUCAAUUUCAUAUUGCUAUGAUAUGACGUAUGCAUCUAGCUCAUUCUUUUGGUUCUUCAAACAUACAACCGCCUGGAGUUGUUUCAGCACCGAAGACAGAGGUGUCAGUGAAUAGUACUUGUGUGUCUGCCCAGUCAUAUUUGUACCUACGAGAGUUGUUUCGGAACAAAAAAAAUCCUAAAACUAUACAGCUUUUUAAUGCAUGUUGUCUUCGAUCUAAAAUUAGAUAUUACCAUAUUUUUCAUUUGAAUCAAAUUCUAAGCAGAACAAAUAGGAGUGUUUUUCAUUUAAAUUCUGAACAGAGCCUGGCUCUCGGAUUACUAAUUAAAUUAAGUUACAAACUGUUGAAAGGAUUAUAAUUUGAUAUUUGAUUGCCUAUGAUGAAACAGUUUGAAAUGCAGAGCUUAUGUCUAGUUUGACUGCAGUUUUAUAGAGGGGGAUAAUGUCCUUCAUAGAAACAAGAAUCAAAACCAGGAGUAGUAAUUUGAGAUAUGCCUGCAUAAUAGGGCAUGGUUAGGAUUGGUGCCCUGAAGGCUCAGCAGUAAAUGGUAAGUGAUUGGGAAACAGAAUCUGAUGAGAGGAAUUGAUGGCCCUGAUCAAUUCUCAGCCACUAUUUCUCCUUCACCUCCACUCGCACUUACUGGAGCAGGAAAAUUGGCUCCUGUAAAUGCAGAGAGAAAAUAAGACCAUGAAAUGAUCUCCUCUCUGCCUACUAGGUCGAGGUCAAGCUUGAUGUGAAUAGAGUUCUGGAAAUUCCUAUUUGCUUCUGUCAGAAUAUUGAAGAAAAUUAUGCUAGUACGACAGCUGGUACUGAGAAAAUGGCCCUCUGUUGUAGACUUGAUGCAUUGUUCUGACCUACUAGGAAACUGUUAUUCAGCUGUGAAGUAAGGAGUUUAACCUAGUGAUAAAGAACAGGGUGGUAAGGUCGCUGGUGCACCACUUCCCUCCUUUUCCUCUUUAUCUGUUCUCAUUGCCAUCCCCCAUCCGGAGUGAAGUAAAUAUUAAACAAUAGAAUCCUCCUGGUUUCCAGACUUGGUAGGAUUGCUAUGAAUCAACUUUGUAGAUUGCAAAGGCAAAGGUAAGAAUAUGCUUUAGCCACUGAGACAUAAGAGACACUUUCUAGUUUCUGUUUGCAGGUUUUGUGGUUUGUGUCUGUAUUUUGUAGCAGGUGGGAGGAUAUUUAAACUAGGAGCGUUCAAAGUUACUACCUACAGUUUGCUCCCUUCCUUGCUUAGGUGAAAAUAGGACUGGAGGUAGUGGUUGCAUGUUUGCACAUCCCAUACUGUAACAUUCUUAUCUACUAAUGUAACUGAGUUUUAAAGACCCAAUACUUGUCUUCACAUCAGUGACAAUGUUACGUGCUCCCCUAUAGAAGUUAGUGACUUGGUAUGAUUCUGAAUGUUGCCUUUGCAAAAAGCAACAAAUAAAACUAUUAUUGAAAUGACUGCAUGUUGGAACACUGGCACUGAUGAUGUACAAAACACUGGUGUUUACUUUGCAAAUAUGAAAUGCCUUAUACAUCUAAUAAUGGUCUGACACUGGAGUGGCUCUCUCCACAAUGACAUAUCAAUCAAAAGAAAUAACUAGGAGUAUGAGUCUUGGAGCCUCAGCAUUCUAGAAAUCAUCAUUUUUAUUUUUCUCGUCUUUUUAAAGAAAUAAAUUUAUAAUUGAAGCUUGAGUUGUUUCUGGCUUUUUUUCAGGUAACACUGUAUUUGAUAGGAAUACAAGUACUCAGGAGCAUUUAACUGCAUUUAAUCCUCUAAUGAGAAAGACUUGCAAGUGGUCUUGGUGGCUAUCCUAUAUUUUGCCUUGCCCCUGCAUUCAGUUGGCACUAAAACUUUUUUCUUCUGCCCAUAGCAGCCUGUGCACUGGCUCAUCCUAAAUUUUAUAAUAAUGGCCUCUGAAACUAGUGAUGCACAGGACAUUUAAGUGAUCCUGAAAAGCAUGUUGUAAUAAAGAUUUAUUGUGCUAUCGAGGUGUAUUGGGGAACUACUGUCUUGAAAAUUCAAAUUAUUUAGCUUUAAUUGUAACAAUCAAGAGGAGAUUUAGUAAGAGGCCUUCAGAGUACAAAACAAGAACCGAUUGGAGUUAAGCAGCUUUGAUGAGUAAACUUUAUUCUGCAUCGUUUCUAGACUUGAUGGGUUGGGAUCCAAUCCUUCAGUAAAUACAGAAAUGUAUGAACAAUUUUUUUUUGUGGAAAAAUGCUAUGAUUCAUGGGGUCAUAAAUUUUUUUAAUGUGUUUUUUUGUACGUUUUCAUCUUAACUUGAAAUACCAAAGAAAAACUAAAAUCUUCAAGAAUUCAUUGGAUGAAUUUUUUUGUACAGUUUUAUAACUGGUAAUGUACCAACGGAACUAUUUAAUGUUUGAAGAAAUGGACCACUAAUUUUUGUAAAUGUUUUGUGUUCUAAAUGUAAACAGAUUAAUACAUUUUUAGAGUAUUUAAAUGCCACGAUUCAAUAAAAUAUUUAAGUGUUACUUAUGUUAUAUUGUUUGUGUUCGGAUACUUUGAAUGUGACUUGAGAUAUCUGUUCAGGUUACA
Pristis pectinata (smalltooth sawfish) is the source of this 5160-nucleotide messenger RNA. It is a transcript of the gene asb7, whose product is annotated as ankyrin repeat and SOCS box containing 7. The transcript has 5 exons. Gene Ontology annotation, biological process: intracellular signal transduction. The record is from RefSeq and is a predicted model, not a curated record. Gene Ontology annotation, molecular function: protein binding. NCBI's taxonomy places the organism in Eukaryota, Metazoa, Chordata, Chondrichthyes, Rhinopristiformes, Pristidae. The coding region runs from base 392 to 1348 and encodes 318 amino acids.